Exophiala aquamarina CBS 119918 is the source of this 948-nucleotide messenger RNA. RefSeq names its product ribosomal RNA large subunit methyltransferase J. The coding region runs from base 1 to 948 and encodes 315 amino acids. The record is from RefSeq and is a predicted model, not a curated record. Lineage: Eukaryota; Fungi; Ascomycota; Eurotiomycetes; Chaetothyriales; Herpotrichiellaceae. The transcript is spliced from 4 exons. Gene Ontology annotation, biological process: RNA methylation. Gene Ontology annotation, molecular function: rRNA (uridine-2'-O-ribose)-methyltransferase activity. Gene Ontology annotation, cellular component: mitochondrion.
AUGGAGCAAUGGGACAUUCUGUACCUCAUCGCCAAGACGUGGAAACGCUACGCCUCAUCGCGGCGCUGGACUGAUCGGCAGGGGAAAGACCAGUUCGCCCGUGCGGCCAAGGUGCAGGGCCUCAAGAGCCGCGCUGCGUUCAAGUUGCUGCAGAUCAAUGAGAAGUAUCGGCUGUUCAAGCCGGGUAUGACCGUGAUAGAUCUCGGUUUUGCGCCGGGGAGUUGGAGUCAGGUGGCAAUCGACCUGACGAAACCGCGGGGUCGGGUCCUCGGCGUCGAUCUGAUCCCCGUACAGCCACCCAAGGGCGUCUCGACGGUCCAAGGCAACUUCCUCUCCCCAGACGUCCAAGCGGAGAUCAAAUCUUUCUUGCGCGACCCCGACCGGGGCCGUCUCCGCAACACCCACCCAUUGUUCAUCACGAACCCCAGUGAGCCAUCUUCCACAGAUGGCCCCGUGGAUCAAAUGAGGAUCGAGGAGGGGGAAACAGGCUACCUCGACCGGCAGCACUCUGGCACCGGCGAAGCAGUCGAGGACAGCGUCAGUGGAGACGAGGCUGCGCACCUCGAUAAGACGGUAGACGUCGUCCUGAGCGACAUGUGGGAGCCCUGGGACCCGCUUGAUGGGCUGUACAAGAGAUCAAUCAGUAACCCGUAUCGUAGGUUGAUGAACACGAGUGGAAAUGCGUUUCGUGACCAUGCCGGUAGUAUGGACCUCUGCCGCGCAGCCCUCUACUUCAGCUACGACACGCUCAAGAUCGGUGGCCACUUUGUGUGCAAGUUCUACCAGGGCGGCGAGGACAAGGCGCUGGAGAAGAGCCUCAAGGCCAUGUUCCAGAAGGUCCACCGCGACAAGCCUGAGAGCUCGCGCAGUGAGUCCAAGGAGUCUUACUUUGUGGGCAUCCGGCGCCUCGCCAAUGCCGAUAGGGACGCUGUUUUCGCUGAGGGAUGA